Molecule: messenger RNA, 275 nt
Organism: Schistosoma turkestanicum
Lineage: Eukaryota; Metazoa; Platyhelminthes; Trematoda; Strigeidida; Schistosomatidae
Source: the annotation of a GenBank genome assembly
AAAAUUCAAAAUUAUAAAUCAAGAAUUAAAUAAUCUCAAGCAUGAAUAUGAAUGUAAAAUUAAACAGCUACAAGAUACAUUGUAUUCUGAACGAAAGAAAUUCGCUUAUUAUCAAGAACAAACCAAUGCAUCGGCUAAACUUACACAAGAACUUAUUGAUUUAGGCAAUGAAUGUAAAGGUGAAAGACACCAUGAAAUUAUUGAUAAACAAAAAGAAGCAAUAAGUCAUUUGAGACAACGAUUACGUGAUCAGUGUAUGAAUAGUUCACCGAAAG